UUAUAAUUCUUGAAAUGCAUUGCAUGUCUGAUGUUUAAUCUAAAAUUAUGUUGGAAGCUUAUUGCUAUUUAUCGUUUGUAAAUGAUGAGCUUCAAAGUAUUGAUACAUAAUGUGUUCACAUUUUUCAAGGGUUUAGUUGCCUUAGUAACUGGUGGAGCCUCUGGUCUAGGCCGAGCUACAGCAGAAAAAUUUGUGCAACAAGGAGUGAAUGUCGUUAUAUGUGAUCUUCCAACAUCAUCUGGAGCUGCUGUUGCCAAAAGUUUAGGAAAAAAUUGUUUAUUUUCUCCAGCUGAUAUAUGUUCUCCAAAUGAUGUGGAAAGUGCAUUGAAUGUUGUCAAAUCAAAUUUUGAAAAAUUGAAUGUUGUAGUAAAUUGUGCUGGAAUCAGUACAGCUUUUAAAAUUUAUAAUUUUCUGAAAGACAGAGCACAAUCCCUUGAAGACAUAGAAAAAGUUAUACAAGUUAAUACUGCUGGUACUUUCAAUGUCAACAGGUUGGCAAUAAAAAUGCUGGCUAAAAAUACUCCUGAUGAAGAGGGCCAAAGAGGUAUUAUAAUUAAUACUUCUGGUAUAUCUGCAUUUGAAGGAAUCAUGGGACAAGGAGCAUUUUCUGCCAGUUGCCGGGCUAUAGCAUCCAUGACAAUGCCAACUGCACGAGAUUUGGCACCUUUAGGUAUUCGUUGUUGCACAAUAGCCCCAGGUUUCAUUGAAACAGAAUUAAACAGUACUCUACCUGCAGAAGUUGUAAAGUUCAUAGCAGACACUACACCCUUUCCUAAAAGGUUUGGAAAACCAGAGGAAUUUGUUCAUAUAGUUCAAUGUAUUAUAGAAAAUCCCAUGUUAAAUGGAGAAACAAUAAGACUUGAUGGUGGAUCAAGGUUUCAUCUUUAAAACUCGUACAUUAAUUGUUCAUUAGCUUCUUGUAGAUAAGACCAAUAUUGCAUUAAAAUGGUAUUCAUUUUUUAA
This is a messenger RNA of Argiope bruennichi, 963 nucleotides long. RefSeq names its product 3-hydroxyacyl-CoA dehydrogenase type-2-like. The transcript is spliced from 5 exons. NCBI's taxonomy places the organism in Eukaryota, Metazoa, Arthropoda, Arachnida, Araneae, Araneidae. Gene Ontology annotation, cellular component: mitochondrion. Gene Ontology annotation, molecular function: estradiol 17-beta-dehydrogenase [NAD(P)+] activity. The coding region runs from base 82 to 888 and encodes 268 amino acids. Gene Ontology annotation, biological process: androgen metabolic process; estrogen metabolic process; fatty acid metabolic process. The record is from RefSeq and is a predicted model, not a curated record.